UCCUCUCGUCAACUCGCCGUGGUCUUGUUUUGCGUCUGGCUUUUCUUGACUGCCUUCGCUCAAACUCAUAGAUAAUUGAAUACACAGUACGCUGUCUUCUCAACACUGCCCGCCAAUACUGGCAACGUCCACGAACGGCGACGACACAUGACCUCCUCUUCCUCCUCCUCGAGCUCUUCCUCCACGGAAGAUCGCGUGGACUUUGCUGAGCGCAUAUCCAAGGCGCGAUUGGAUUACUCAAACCUACCAGAGCAGUUAUGCCCGUCCUCGCGUCCAGCAUCGCCUCAAGUCAGUUCACGAGCAGAGGACCUCAAGCAAGCGAUCAUGGACGCGGUCACGAUGGCCAACAGCAACCCCACCCACCCAAAGUGGAGUCAUCUGACACAUAUGGUCAGGCUUCACUGCACGCGGAGAGGCUACGUCGGCGCAGGGGAAGGAGUCAGGAUCGGGGAUGUGCAGAAGGCGGAUAUCCCGUCGGUCGAAUGGCGGUGGGGUAGGAAGUUCAACUCCCGUGAUCGUACAUCGAAGUAUUUCCAGCCUGGCGAGGAGGAGGACCUAGAGGAUCCUGUCCGCACGCCUGCCAAGAAGGCUGAUAUCAUCAGGGAGAAAGUCAAAACAUGGCAGGCAAACGUUGUUUCCGUGGAAGAUGAUCAGCCACCAAUUCAACAAGAUGAACCGUCAAUGUCGACAACCGCAGUGAACAAGGGCAAACUCAAGGAUAUGGCCAGCCAGGGCACUCUGUCACAAGGCUCCUCGGUCACGACGAAGAAACCAGGCAAGGACAGUCGCAAGGCUGCCCUCGCUGCUGCAGACCCACCCGACGCUCGCCAAUCUCCGCGGACGUGCGGAUUAGCUUCAGCUCCUGUGGUUGAGUUGCAGCCAUCUGCGCCGAUCAGUUCUGAAUCGAAUGCCGUGAUCACCGAAGUUUCUGAGAUGUCAUUUCUUCCACCAUCCUUCCCGUCUCAGCUGAGGACGUCCACUCCCCCAUUAGAUAAGGCGAAGGCGAAACCUCCGCCAAUCAUGCCAUCUUCCCCUCUCUCGCCGCCCCCUCCUACUCAACACAUCACACUACCUGGUAUUUCUGACCAGUCCUCACCCGUCCACAGGGCACAGAAGCGCGGUCGGAGUAACUCUCCACGACAUAGCGAUGCGAUGGAUAUAUCAGCUGAAUUGCGCCAAAGUCCUCCUAACAAGAAGGCUCGCACGACUGCACCAGAUAGUAGUUCAAGCGCGCCGAUUCCACCUCCUUCGACCCCACCUCCGCCUGCAUCUUCCGCGAGCAACGAUGCAGUCUCGCCUGUCAGGAACUAUGGAUUAGGUAACGCUCAAGGGCUUCCUAUAGAAACUCCCACAACGCCAGAGCGUCAAGCCCUUCCAACCCUCACGGACCUCCUCGCGUCGUCGCGCCGAUCGAAAGCACGUCCGCGGCCCCCUCGCGGAAGACGAAGUCCGCCCAUCACGCCGCGAAGGGACCACAAACUUCCCGCAGCAGACGCACUGGACGCAGACGCAGAUGCAGGCACGGACCGGGAGGCCUCUCCCGCGCGGACGUACUUCUCCUCGCCCGCCUCAGGAUCGUCCUCCUCCUCGCCGCGCUUCCGCCCCCGCUCGCCCGUCUCGCCCCUGUUCUCGCAGAACCCGGGCGCGUUCGCCCCCGCGUUCGUGUCUUCGCAGCCGGGCGGCUUCCUCGGCUACGGCAACUCGCAGAUGCCCCUCCACGGCGGCGCGCCGGUCACGCGCGCGGGCAGCGGGGUGUUCGGGCUGGGGUACAACUCGCAGUUCGACGUGGAGGGCGGGGUCAGCAGGGCCGCGGAGCUGUUGGACCGCGAUGUGGAUUAUGCGGAUUGGCUGCGGGAUAUACCCGAGGUUGAAGACGAGGCUGCGGCGGUGAAGCAGAGCCAGGACGGAGUCGCGGUGUGAACUUACUUUGACGUGGGGAUGGACGACGGCGUGCUGGACCAUGUGCGCGUGCGUGCGCUACGCUGAGGAUUCUGUUCUCGAGUGUACGGAUGUUGAGUUGGGGUAUCGCGAAUGACAUACGCGAGCGGGACUACUCCCACACGAAUCGCUGUUAUGAUGGAACGUCUCGAAGCGAGUAUGCAUGGAGGAAUCGCGUGUCCACAGUGGUACUCGCCAGGGUCUGUUACGACAGAAAGAGCAGAUGACUUCUUUGCAUC
Molecule: messenger RNA, 2177 nt
Organism: Fomitopsis serialis
Lineage: Eukaryota; Fungi; Basidiomycota; Agaricomycetes; Polyporales; Fomitopsidaceae
Exons: 6
Coding region: 148-1920 (590 amino acids)
Source: RefSeq, a predicted model, not a curated record